Messenger RNA from Penicillium argentinense, 2256 nucleotides. RefSeq lists its product as uncharacterized. Gene Ontology annotation, biological process: protein dephosphorylation. The coding region runs from base 1 to 2256 and encodes 751 amino acids. The record is from RefSeq and is a predicted model, not a curated record. Gene Ontology annotation, molecular function: protein tyrosine phosphatase activity. Lineage: Eukaryota; Fungi; Ascomycota; Eurotiomycetes; Eurotiales; Aspergillaceae. The transcript has 3 exons.
AUGACCGGUCCUGGGCGAUCACCCUCCUCGCCAUGGGCGCAGGCUCCCCAGGGGUAUUCCCACGAUAACCGGACCGCGUCAUCCUUCCAUCCCGUCUUAUCUCCAUCGCAGACUGGCUUGCCGUUGACCAGUUCUGAACAACCCAGCCCCAAUUACUUCGGUCUCAAUGUCGAAAACUCCAGUAACCCACUAAACUCGAACCCCGGUUUGCACACGCAGAAGAACUGGGGCUCUGGUCCCAGCCCGCAGUCGUCUCUUCCAAGUCCUAAACUGCAGUACUACUCUCAAGCAUCCGUCUCGGAUGGACUGGUCAACUUGUUGAGAUCCGAGUCCGAUAUCGAGAAAGGACGUCGCGAAUCCGCCCUCCAGAGGCAUGCUUCAAAUGGCCACGCACCAUUCCUGAAGGAUGCAAAGCCAUCGUAUUCUUAUGUGGGCCGCGAUGACGUGAGCAAUAAUCGAAUGCAGGGAUAUUCGAGUGGGAAUGGACUAGCACCUGAGCAAAGGCAAGGGUCUAUUUCACAUGUGGAUACGACAUCCAUAUCGUCUCGAUGGAUUACGUCCGAUCGAUGUGCCCAUCUCCUCCAAUCGGGCCCCGAGAAAGUUCUUUUGCUGGAUGUCCGCGCGUACACGUAUUUUGCGCAGGCCAACAUUAAAGGGUCACUGAACCUCUGUAUCCCGACCACCCUUUUGAAGCGUCGUUCGUUUGACACGAAGAAAAUCGAAGGGACAUUCACCAACGACAUCGAUAAGCAGCACUUUGCCGAAUGGAAAGUGCGUAGCAUGAUAAUCGUGUAUGAUUCAAACACCGCCGAUGCAAAGGACGCCGCCCCACUUUUGAAUGUCAUCAGCAAAUUCGAAGCGGAGGGCUGGGAAGGUGAAGGCUUGAUCCUACAAAAUGGCUUCAAGGGGUUCUCGAGUCGGUUUCCGCGAUUGGUAUGUCGGCCACAGAUCCAGACGGCAGGACCGUCCCCGAAAAAGCGAUCCUCCAUGAAUAUCAAUCUUGGUUCCGUUGCCCCCGUUGUUGGAGGGUGUGCUCUUCCGGAGUCUUCGUCGGCGGCCAACCCUUUCUUCGCAAAUAUUCGUCAAAACAUGGAUCUCAUGGGAGGAGUUGGGCAAAUUGCCUUGAAACUUCCAGAUCAUAUGACAGAACCCCGGCGGCAAAAUCUUCCUCCGUGGUUACAGGUGGCCUCUGACGCUAAAGAUCAGGGUCGAAUCGUCUCCGAGAAGUUCUUAGACCUCGAGAAAAAGGAGUUAGAACGCAUGAAGCAAGCUUUAUCUUACGAAGAGCCCGCGGCCGCUGCCGGGGGUGCGGCCCAGAAAUACCGUGUCGCAGGUAUUGAGAAAGGUACAAAGAAUCGGUACAAUGACAUCUAUCCAUUCGACCAUUCCCGGGUGCGGCUUGAAGGUGUGCCACUGGGCGAUUGUGAUUAUGUGAAUGCGAAUCACAUCCAGGCCGAGCUUAGCAACCGGCGAUACAUCGCCACCCAGGCGCCUGUUCCGGAUACAUUUAAUGACUUUUGGCGUGUGGUUUGGGAGCAAGACGUUCGACUCCUCGUGUCUUUGACUGCUGAAAUGGAGCGUGGACAGGUGAAAAGUCACCCGUACUGGCGAUCCGGUAAAUAUGGGCCAUUCAAGGUGAAAGCGUACUCGGAGCGAUUCAUCAACGUUGAGUCCAAGGGCCGACCCGUCGACCUUGCGAUGAAGGACUCGAACUUAGUUGGCAGCCAAGCCCGAAGCCCGGAUGAAUCUAAUGAGAACCCGGUCAUCAUCGUCCGCCAUUUCAGCAUUCAACACUUGAACUUCCCCUUCGAGCCCUUACGAGACAUCACGCAGAUCCAUUAUCCUUACUGGCCAGAUUUCGGUACCACCUCCCAACCUACACAUCUACUCAACCUAAUCGAGCAAUGCAAUAAGGUCAUUCGUGCCACGAGCGAGCCUAAAUUUGGCAGCCAGGAGCCUGAGCCGCAGGGUCAACGACCAAUCUUGGUACAUUGCAGUGCGGGAUGUGGACGCACGGGAACGUUUUGCACGGUCGACAGUGUGCUGGAUAUGCUGAAGCGACAGCGAACACGAAACAAAUUUGCUGAUUCAACGGACAUCGCCUCGGGGCUUCCAGAUCCCAACUUGGAUCUGAUCGCGAAGACAGUCGAGGAUUUCCGGACUCAACGGCCUAGUAUGGUGCAAAACCUUAGUCAAUUUGUCCUUUGUUACGAAAGCGUGCUUGAGUGGGUUGCGUCGCAGGACAAGGACUCAUGA